GAAUGCUCUUGGGCACAUUUUAUAGUAAAUCGCAACAGGACGAGCGUGUGUUUUAUUCGCAUUAAAUCUCGGGUUACGAGUUUGAUUGUGCCAAGUGUGUUAAUUGCUCAAGUUUUGUGUCCUUUAGCAGGCGCACAAUGAGUUUCCCGAAUCACACCGUUGACACCGGGGGCAGUAAUGGUAAUGGGCCACAGCAAUCCUUUAACCCGAGUAGUUCCAGCAAUGAUUCAGAUCCAAGUAACAAUUACAAUUCUAAUGUAAAUGGAGAAUUGGACAAAUCGGACAUUUCGCAGCCAUUGCCGGGUGAACAGCACAAUGAAUAUGAUGAAAAUGGUGAAGGUGGCCCAGGCACAUCUGGCAAUCGCAAGGCCAAGAAUCAUAAGAGCAAAAAGUCGAAGAAACGCCGCGAUUCAAAGGAAGUCGCACUUGUUGGUUGGAAUGGAGUGUUUCCCAAUUUAUCGUCGACUCACAGUCUGGAGAGCAACUUGGAUGUGGAUCUUUCGCAGCUGCCGGCUGAUCUAAGGGCCAUAGGUGCCACUGGCCUAAGCAUCUUCCCCAGGGAGGAACAGCAGCAGCAGCCGUCGGCAAUGUUGUUGUCGUCAUCGCCGUCGACGUCUUCUUCUACUUCUACUUGCUCCUCGAUCGUUUUAGAUAAUAAAACGUCUGAGACUACAACAACAACAACACCAACAGCAACAGCAACAACUUCGACAACAACAACAACAACUUCGACAACAACAACAACAACAACAACUUGUACAAUUACCACACAUUCGACUGCUUCAAGUCAAAAGUCUUCGCUGACAACCAACAACAACGAUACCAUGAACAACAUGAACAACAGUUCAACUUCAAUUGUUUGUCCACCUUCAGAUCCGUCGUCAGAACCAGCACCUGAACCUGAACCUCAGCCUGAACAUGAACAUGAACCAGAAUCAGAAACACAAACUGAUUUAUCUAAGCAGAACAACAAGAGCAAUCGCAAGAAACGCCGCAACGUGCCAAGUCCAGGGGACGAUAUUCCCACUCCUCCUCGUGUUGCGAGUCCUCCUCCGCUUGAGCCUGGACCUGAGGAAUCCUCGAAUACCUCUUCCUCGGCCAUGGACAUGGUAAUGGUCAUGGCCUCAACCUCAACCCCAGUCUCUCGUAAGCGUCCCCCUACCUCACAGGCCGACUCACCCAUCGAAUCACCGGAAAACGAUUUGAAACGUAUGAAGCAAUAUGAAGCGGCAACAGCAGAUGCAACAGAUACAGUGGCAACAGCUGGCCGUAAUAUGCGUACACGCUCCAAGUCGAUGUACCAACAAAAUCCGGGGCUUGUGUCGCGUAAAACACGAGCACGCAGCAUUUGUGGUGUCGCUGUAUCGAUGAUUAAGGAGGGAACCGAUGUGGAAACCAACUUGACGCCACUAACUGCUCGACGUAAAUCGACGGCUGGAGUCAAGUUGCCGGCUACCGAUAAAUACUAUUGCUUGCCAUUCAAAUACGGCUGGAAACGUGAGCUUGUGCUGCGCAGCAAUUCCUCACUGUCGCGUCAACGUGGCGACGUUAUAUUCAUAUCGCCGGCAGGCAAAAAGCUACGCUCCCGCGAUGAUAUCAUCCCGCUGCUAACUGGCGAAUUGACCAUUGAUCAUUUCUGCUUUCAACGUCAGAUGCAACAGGCUGGCGAUGAGUUCGAGUCGGUGCGUCAGGCACAGCCGGCAAUGUUGCGUCGCCAAUCGAUGGCCGCUGCCAAGCAGCUGCAACUGCAACAGCAGCUGCAACAACAGCAGCAGCAACAACAGCAGCAACAACAGCAGCAGCAUCAACAACAACAACCACAACAACAGCAGCUGCAUCAACAGCUGCUAAAUGUGCAACAGCAACAACAACAACAGCAGCAGCAACAGAAGCGUACGCCCGGUUCAGGCAAACGUGUGCCAAAACCCAAGGUACCCAAAGGCGCCAGUCCGCCACCAGAGGGUUGGACCUCCACAAUGGCCGUCAAGGGCAAUGCCCGCGUCCUGGCUGCCAGCAAUGGCAACUCUAGUGCCGCACUUGGUUCCAGUGCCAGUGGCAACAAUAUACGCAAACGCAGCAACCAGUCAAAGCAGUCACCAAAGAUACAAGGAGUGGUGCCAUUGCCAUUGCAGGUCAAAGCUCAACCACAAUCACAAACGCAACCGCAACUGCAGCCACAAGUUCCAAAUGUGGUUGUGAAUCCGCUGACGCCUCAGUUGCCGCAGCAACUAGUGGACAAUAAAAUAAUAUGCGUCUAUUGCCUGCAGCCGAUCAAGGAGAAACAACGGGCGUAUUCAGUAGGCAUGCCCAAUGUUAAGAAUUACAUUUGUGCGUUGUGUAUUAAACACAUGGGGAAAGCUUUAGUGCCACCUAAAACACCACAAACUGGAGCUGAAGCGGAAGCUGGAGUUGGAUCUGGAUCUGCACCUGGAGCUGCACCUGGAUCUGCAGCAGCGAAUGGCAUCAACAAACAGGAUAAGGAAGCAAUCGAUGAGAAUGUGAAUGCCAAUGCGAAUCGCAAUCCCAAUUUAAAUGCAAAAGCGGACAACAAAUUUGGAUACAAGGAAGCGCUUUAUGAGCAAAAUGGCGACAGCAAUGGCAGCAUGCUGGGAAUUGCCGAAGAGAUUGAAUUGCCUGGUGCACUGCCGCCGGAUCAGCUGCUUAGCGAUGAUACACCCAUUAGUCGUGCUGGUAACAAGAUCACGCCCAAGCCGCAGGAGAUUGUUGUCAUUAAUGGUCGCAAGGCUCUUGCCAUCGCUGGUGAACCGCCGCGUCCUCGUUUACAAGUCAUACCUCGCGAACCGAAUUUGGAGCUCUACGAGAAGCAUUAUCAUCCAAAGCGUAACUCCAGUGCUAAGGAAAAGCGUCAGGGUUUUAUUGAAUGCAUGACCGCUGGCAAUCUGAGCUGCCAGGUGAUGACGGCCGUAAUGAAGACACUUGAUCUGCAUGAUCGUGUCCGCAUGUCGAAUGUAUGCAAGACUUGGGCAAUGAUCGGUCGUGAUCGCAGCGUUUGGCGUACUUUAAAGCUGCGCAACACGCACAUCAACAACUGGCUGUCCUGCAUGCGUGACUUGGUGCGUUAUCGCACCCGUGAGCUGGACAUGAUGGGCGUUAAGUGGGAGAAUCCCAAGUUGCGAAUGGAAGGCGAUAUACGUGUGCUGAAAUCAUUGCGUAUUUUACGCACCGAUGCCUGCGAGGCCGAGUUUAUUCAAUUGAUUAUUAAGCGUCUGACGCGCCUUCUUGAACUGCGUGCCACAUGCACCAGUCGCGUCAUUAACUUGGCCAACAUUGAUAAGAUGGUGGAUCUGCAGGUGCUGCGCAUUCGCAUGACCGACCCCAAGGCUGGCAUCAUAUCGUUGCAGCGUCUACAAAAGCUAGAGCAUUUAAGGGAGCUCAGCUUGCGUGGCAUUAACAACAUGGCUCAGUUGGAGUUGACGCCGCUGCAGGGAAUGAAACAUCUCGAGACGCUUAUACUGGGCUCCUGUCGCGGUAUGAAGGUUGCCCCCUUUGGAGAGCUGGUGCUGCCCAGUCUUCAACGACUGCGUCAUCUGCGCCUCGAGAAUCAUCCCAGCACUCGCUCGUUUAACAUCACUGAGAUUAUGAAAGGACUCGCCUUUGAAGGUGGCACCGUAAAGCAUCUCGAGCUAAUCAAUGUCAAUGUGGAUGCCGAGUUUAGCUGCCAACUGGCCAAGUGCAAAUCCGUUGAGGAGCUGCUCUUGAUGCCAAAUUUUCAUAACAAUACCGCCUACAUGAUGCAUUACGUUAUGCAGGCCAUCAAUGAGAACAGCGAGCAGCUGAAAGUUUUCCGUUUGGGCAUCACCUUUGAGCUGCUGAGCGUGACUCGUGCCCUGGCCAUGAACCGCGAGAAGGACUGCAUCCCGGUGGCAUUGCCCAUUCCCGGAGUGCCAGAGAACGACAUGUUAAACGAAUCGGAUGAUCCAAUUGCCUAUUUGCCGGUCGACCGCCUUGAGUCCAUACUGCACCACAUGAUGCCACAGGCUUGGCUGACCGUUGCCAAGGUAUCGCAAAGCGAGACGACAAAUUUGAAAUUCCUUUUGGCCUCGCCGAUUGAUACUGGCGGUGCCCCCAACAUCUAAUCACAUAUAUCCACCGUUCAGUUAUAGUAGUAGUGUCUAAGACAUUUUUUUUUGCGUUUAAAUGAGAAUCGUGGCGGGAUUCUCAAACUCAAAACGCGCACCAGUUUUUCUAUGAGAGAAUACAGACUGAAGUCUUUUUUAAUUUCAUCACCAUCACAUGCUCCCAAUAAAUGUAGCACACA
Drosophila innubila is the source of this 4279-nucleotide messenger RNA. RefSeq lists its product as uncharacterized. The record is from RefSeq and is a predicted model, not a curated record. Bases 138 to 4097 code for a protein of 1319 amino acids. The transcript is spliced from 9 exons. Lineage: Eukaryota; Metazoa; Arthropoda; Insecta; Diptera; Drosophilidae. Gene Ontology annotation, molecular function: DNA binding; protein binding.